GUUCUUCUUUUGGAAGCGGGUGACGAAGAACCAGAAAUAGCAGAUGUUCCCGCGUUUCCGCCGCUGCUGCAACGUUCCAGCCUUGACUGGAGAUACGUGACACAACCAUCUCCGCACAGCUGCUUGGCCAGGGACAAUGGACAGUGUAACUGGGCUCGAGGCAAAGUUAUGGGUGGAACCUCCACCAUCAAUUACAUGAUUUACAUCCGAGGACAUCCCAAGGACUUCGACGAAUGGCAAGAAGAAGGCAACAAGGGGUGGUCUUAUGCCGACGUCCUGCCAUAUUUCAUCAAAUCCGAAGACAACAGGAAUCUAGGCAAGGUCGAAGCGUAUUACCAUGGAUCUGGCGGGUACCAAACUGUGGAAUAUUUCCCUUACCAAGACGAGAAUACACUGGCAAUCCUCAAGGCGUAUCAGGAAUUAGGUUUGGAAUACUUGGAUCAAAACACUGAAAGAAUGAUUGGAACUAGCCUGCUUCAACAUACCACUAGGGAUGGGGAAAGACUUAGUACCAACGGAGCGUUCAUAAGGCCCAUAAGAAACAACAGGAAGAAUUUGGCCGUACAACCCAAUUCACACGCCACCAGAGUACUCAUAGACCCUAAAACCAAAACUGCUUUCGGUGUAGAAUACCUCCAUAAAGGCAAGUUGGUUCAAGCAAUCGCACACAAGGAAGUUAUCCUUUCCGCUGGUUCCUUAAAUUCCCCGAUCCUACUCAUGUUGAGCGGUAUCGGACCAGCACACCACUUGGAGGAAAACAACAUCCACGUUCUAAAAGACCUAGCCGUAGGAUUCAACUUACAAGAUCACACUACCAUCGAUGGGGUUGUUUUCCAACUGACGAAUUAUUCCGCUACCAUUGUUUCCGACGAAGAGAGAAAGAAGGAUGUGUUCACCUGGAAACAAGCGCGAGAAGGUCCUUUAUCAGGCUCAGGACCGCUCCAAGCUAACGCGUUCAUACAAACCAAAUACGAGAAAGAACUCGGUAGACCAGAUAUACAAAUUUCUAUGGAUGCAGUCAACGUGGACAACUUCCUAAAAAAUCCUAUUCUAACGUACAAUACCGCAGUGUUACCCCUGGCUUAUUAUAAUGGUUUGAUGGCAAGACCCAUCUUACUGGGUCCGGAAAGCCGUGGUCGAGUCCUUCUGAAUAGUUCAGAUCCUGUUUUUGGCCACCCAGUGAUACACGCCAAUACGUUCUUCGAAGAAAUCGAUCUUCUGAGAAUCGUGGAAGGUGCCAAGCAGAGUUUGAAUCUUGAGAAUACCGAGAUUUUCAAACACUACGGAAUCGAAGUCAAUAGAACUCCUUUACCAGCAUGCGAGCACUUAUACUUUGGAACCGACGAGUACUGGGCGUGCGUGGCUAUGGCUUACACCACAACUAUUUUCCAUCCCGUAGGAACGUGCAAAAUGGGGCCUAAGCAUGACGUGAGUGCUGUGGUGGAUUCAGAGCUAAGAGUUCAUGGAAUAAAGAAUCUUAGAGUCAUCGACGCCUCGAUAAUGCCUAAGAUAGUGCAUGGUAAUACCAACGCAGCUGUGAUCAUGAUAGGGGAAAGGGGAAGCGAUUUUGUGAAGUCCGCAUGGCUUAAGGACAAUCACGGCAAUCAGGGUAAUCACGGCAGUCACGGGGAUUACAGUAAUCACGGCAAUCACGGGUACCCAGGCCAAUACUACGACACCGGGUUCGACUUUGAUGAACUGUACAGACACUUAUGAGACUAAGUUAAUUUAAUUUUGUACCACACUACACUAAAAAUGUUGCUCAGGAGUCAUCUGGUUCGUUUGUAUGAAGAAGUGAAUGAAAUAUAAAAGUAAAAGAAAAUUUGGUUUUUAAUACGGUUCAUAAUGUUUGUCAAAAUUCGUUGUUACUUGUCAAUUAAUCAACGACGUGUUGGUUUAAUGAAAGGUCUUUAAGGACAACAGUCUUAAGUUCCUCUCUUAAAAUUGAGACACCACGUGCAUUAAACUAGUUCUAGUUAGAUAUAGAAUUUUAAUGCACAUGGUGACAUGAUAUUUGUAAAUAAUUUUCAUUUUUUUAAACUUUUUUAUAAGGUGACUGAUAAAAUAUUCAAUACUGAAUGCCAAACAUUAAAUUAGCAUAAAGUUUCAAAAAGACAAAACCAAAGAUUUUUCUUUGAGUUAUAAAAUAAAAACUAAACAAGCCAUUUAUUUAUCAGUUACACUUUGCCACGUUUCAUAAAUAGGUAUGGAAUAAUAAUUUAUUUCCUAGUCAUAUAUAUAAUCAUAUAUUUUGUAUGCUGACCAUCAAACACUGAAGACAGUUCUUUAUUUUAAUAUAUCUGCCGUAAAUUGUAGAAGAUUUCACACUUUUUAUUUUUUUAUUUAUUAAUUUAGGGAAAAGAUUGAUGCAGUCACAUGUCUAAAAUACAUAUCAUCUAAGUAAUAAAUUGUUUCGCUUAGGUCUUUCAGAUUGGCUUUCUCAUUCUUUUGAGACAUAUUUAAUAUGUAUUUCAGAAUUUAGGUAUGGGAUGGAACCUUUACAGAUAGGAUAAGAAUUAUGACAGGCUAUGGCUAUUUCUAAUAUUGGUCGAUUUGUUGGUUUAUUUUCAUUACUUGUUUCUUUAUAUUGUUUGUCAUAUCUCUAUAAUUAAAUAUAAGUACAACACAUUGUAAAUACCUUAA
Anoplophora glabripennis (Asian longhorned beetle) is the source of this 2643-nucleotide messenger RNA. Its product is annotated as glucose dehydrogenase [FAD, quinone]-like. Lineage: Eukaryota; Metazoa; Arthropoda; Insecta; Coleoptera; Cerambycidae. The record is from RefSeq and is a predicted model, not a curated record. Gene Ontology annotation, molecular function: oxidoreductase activity, acting on CH-OH group of donors; flavin adenine dinucleotide binding. The transcript has a single exon. The annotation marks the transcript as partial.